Molecule: messenger RNA, 812 nt
Organism: Rubroshorea leprosula
Lineage: Eukaryota; Viridiplantae; Streptophyta; Magnoliopsida; Malvales; Dipterocarpaceae
Source: the annotation of a GenBank genome assembly
AAUAUCCACACAUCAAGUUCUUAAUUCACGCAACAACACUCAUCCUUCACAGAGAAUAGAUAAAAAAACAUGAAGAUUUUUUUGCUCUUCCUCCUAUUCAUCUUCCCAGUCAAUGCCAUUCGCCUCACAAGUAUCAUCCGACUCUCCAACCUAAUCGACCACACAUGCAAGCAGACACCUUACUACGAACUUUGUGUCUCCACUCUCAAAUCCAACCCCAAAAGCGCUGAUGCAGACAUCUGCGGGCUAGCUAAGAUCAUUGUGACAUCACUUGACUCCAAGGCAUCUGACGCCCUUGAUCAGAUCAAUGACCUUCUCCAGGACGAGCUCACCCUAGACCCAGCAACAGAACAAGCAUUGGGUGUAUGUGCAGAACGUUACAAUGUGAUCCUAAAUGGAGACAUCCCGCAAACCAUGGCUGCAUUAGACACAGGAAACUACAAAUUUGCACAGAAAGGAACAAAUGAUGCUGCUGUUGAGGUCAGUGCGUGCGAGAAAGAGUUCACGGGCAAGAGUAAAUCGCCACUAUAUGAGUUGAACAAGGAGGUCCGCCGUAUAUCCAUUGUUGCUGCCGCAAUUGUGAAGGUUAUAAUAAACUCCUAGAGAGUUUUUCUGAGUUCUCUUUGCAAUAAUGGCAGCGGCCGGAGACUGGUUUUCUCUCGUAAUAAGGUUAACUGUUGUUCGCUAAGAGAUUGAAGUCUUCCAUUGAGUUGCUUUGUCUUCGUUGAUAUCAAUAUUUAUUUAUACAUUUUUUUUUUCCUUCAAUUGAAAUAUCACAUUGGCAGUAUCUUUAAUCAAUGAAAAAUUAACAC